This is a messenger RNA of Pungitius pungitius (ninespine stickleback), 1173 nucleotides long. RefSeq names its product centromere protein K (gene cenpk). Gene Ontology annotation, biological process: mitotic sister chromatid segregation; kinetochore assembly. Lineage: Eukaryota; Metazoa; Chordata; Actinopteri; Perciformes; Gasterosteidae. Bases 130 to 897 code for a protein of 255 amino acids. The record is from RefSeq and is a predicted model, not a curated record. The transcript has 10 exons. Gene Ontology annotation, cellular component: nucleus.
GCGAUGACGCUCCUCAGCACCGUGCUUUGUCGCAGACACUACGUCAUCAGUGUUGGCGGUAUUUUGAAAAAGCAGCGGCUGUUGUUGGCUUCCGUGUUGUGGAGAAUAGACGAGUGAAAUUCACAUACUAUGGCUGCGGGGCUGUCGGAGGCUGCUCAGAGCGAGCUGAUGCUCCGCUGUGAGGAGCAGUUUGCUAAGCUGGAAACGCUUCAGAAUAAGAUUAUGCUGUGUGAACCAGAUUUCUGUGAGAAUCCCCCGGAGCAGGCAGUUAAUCGACUGAUGGCAACAGAAGCUGAACUGAAGCAGUGGCUGACUAUGGAGCCAGAAUUGCUAGCAUCAAAUUCAGAAGUUUUACUUCAAGCUGGAAAAGAGGAGAUGCUCAAGCUGUGCUCUGAACUUGAGAUGGUUGUUUCUUGCCAUGAAGCCAGGAGAGACCAAUUAAGAGAAACUAAAAAAGUUGAACAGAAGUGGUUGGAGGAGAAGAAACAGGCGCUGGACGCUGCCAAUGACCAUGUCAAACGACUUCAAACGGAAAAAGGAAAAUUAUCAGAGCACAGUAUAUUGCAGGACACCAAGGCAAAAAUCCAUAAAAUGAAGGUCUACCAUGAAAGGUUGAUGGAGUCUUUGGGGGAAAUACUGGAGAAGCACGUCCCUCUCCCUCACAAUGAAUCCAACAAGAAAAAGAAGAACAUUACCCAGGAGUUAGAUGAAGACUUGAUUUCACUUAAUGAGAUUCUUGAGGUGCUUAUGAACAAGGUCCUAAAUACACCACACGACCCCUAUGUAACAGUGGACAACACAUUCUGGCCACCAUACGUAGAGAUGCUCUUGCGCUAUGGCAUUGCUGUGAGGCACCGUGAAAAUAACUUCAAAAUCCGUCUGGAAACCUUUUGUUAGGGCACAGAAUUUUAUCCUAUAGUGCCAUACUUAUGUAGAUUAUGUAAACUCAUGUGCAGAUUAACUGCUGGGGUUACAGAUAUAAAGUGUGAACUAUUAAUUUUCCCUACAAGGGUUCACAUGUAUAUUUUUUAUGAUCAGUUGUACAGUUUAUUACAUAGGACAAACUUUGGUUUCGUUCAAAUGUUUUUGAAUUGCUAAUAGAAUUACUUUGAAACCCUGAGGUUAACUGUUGUUUUUUCUCUAAACAUUUUAAUGUUCAAUAAACUUGCAAAA